This is a messenger RNA of Xyrauchen texanus (razorback sucker), 897 nucleotides long. RefSeq names its product importin-8-like. The record is from RefSeq and is a predicted model, not a curated record. NCBI's taxonomy places the organism in Eukaryota, Metazoa, Chordata, Actinopteri, Cypriniformes, Catostomidae. Bases 144 to 818 code for a protein of 224 amino acids. Gene Ontology annotation, biological process: protein import into nucleus. The transcript is spliced from 9 exons. Gene Ontology annotation, cellular component: cytosol; nuclear envelope.
CAUAGACCCCAAUCUGAGGGUAGAGGCUGAGAAUGAACUCAACCAGGAGACUUUGGAAGCUGAUGAAGAUGACAGACCUGAACUGAUCUGGUGGAAGUGCAAGAAAUGGGCUCUGCACAUCAUCAUGAGAAUGUUUGAGAGAUAUGGCAGUCCCGGCAAUGUUACAAAGGAGUAUUUUGAGUUUGCAGAUUUUUACUUGGAAGACUUAUGCUACAGGAAUCCAACAAGUAUUGUUGAAGGUGAUUGAUCAGUACAGACAGAAGCAGUACGUGAGUCCUCGGGGUCCUCCAGCAGGCAUUGAUCUACAUGACUCAGGGUGUCUCACACUCGAUCACAUGGAAACAAAUGAAACCACACAUGCCGAUAUAUAUGACGAUCAUGUGUUCCCGGCCACGGCUGCUCAGACUCUGUUGUGUAAAGCAGCCAGGAAGAAGAAGGAGGUUUUGCCUCAGAUGAUGGAAUUUUGUCACCAGAUCCUUAUAGACCCCAAUGCUGACCCUCGCAGGAAGGAUGGAGCCCUGCAUGUAAUCGGCACGUUAGCUCAGUCUUUGCUAAAGAAGCGAGUGUACAGGGACCAGAUGGAGAUCAUUUUACAAAACUAUGUUUUUCCUCUGCUCAACUCGAAUCUGUGCUACCUACGGGCCAGGUCGUGCUGGGUGCUGCACUCGUUCAGUCCUCUGAAGUUUCAUAAUGAGCUGGUUCUGAGGAACGCUGUGGAGCUGGUCAAACAGAACCUGGUGGAUGAUAAGGAGAUGCCUGUCAAAGUGGAAGCAGCUAUUGCACUACAGACGCUCGUCAGCAACCAGGAGCAAGGCUGAGAUCUUCAGCAAGGUUCUCCAGAGUGAAGAGUAUGAGGAGAGUGAAGAUAAGACAGUGAUGGCACUGGGCAAUCUCAGC